Messenger RNA from Mandrillus leucophaeus (drill), 1429 nucleotides. RefSeq names its product wingless-type MMTV integration site family, member 6 (gene WNT6). The transcript is spliced from 4 exons. The record is from RefSeq and is a predicted model, not a curated record. Lineage: Eukaryota; Metazoa; Chordata; Mammalia; Primates; Cercopithecidae. Gene Ontology annotation, biological process: neuron differentiation; cell fate commitment; multicellular organism development. Gene Ontology annotation, molecular function: cytokine activity; frizzled binding. The coding region runs from base 70 to 1065 and encodes 331 amino acids. Gene Ontology annotation, cellular component: extracellular region.
CUGCUGCUGCUGCUCCUGUGCCCAGCGCACGUCGGCGGACUGUGGUGGGCUGUGGGCAGCCCCUUGGUUAUGGACCCUAUCAGCAUCUGCAGGAAGGCACGGCGGCUGGCCGGGAGGCAGGCCGAGUUGUGCCAGGCUGAGCCGGAAGUAGUGGCAGAGCUAGCCCGGGGCGCCCGGCUCGGGGUGCGAGAGUGCCAGUUCCAGUUCCGCUUCCGCCGCUGGAACUGCUCCAGCCACAGCAAGGCCUUUGGACGCAUCCUGCAGCAGGACAUUCGAGAGACGGCCUUCGUGUUCGCCAUCACCGCGGCGGGCGCCAGCCACGCCGUCACGCAGGCCUGUUCCAUGGGCGAGCUGCUGCAGUGCGGCUGCCAGGCGCCCCGCGGGCGGGCCCCUCCCCGGCCCUCCGGCCUGCCCGGCACCCCCGGACCCCCUGGCCCCGCGGGCUCCCCGGAAGGCAGCUCCGCCUGGGAGUGGGGAGGCUGCGGCGACGACGUGGACUUCGGGGACGAGAAGUCGAGGCUCUUUAUGGACGCGCGGCACAAGCGGGGACGCGGAGACAUCCGCGCGUUGGUGCAACUGCACAACAACGAGGCGGGCCGGCUGGCCGUGCGGAGCCACACGCGCACCGAGUGCAAAUGCCACGGGCUGUCGGGCUCGUGCGCGCUGCGAACCUGCUGGCAGAAGCUGCCUCCGUUUCGCGAAGUGGGCGCGCGGCUGCUGGAGCGCUUCCACGGCGCCUCACGCGUCAUGGGCACUAACGACGGCAAGGCCCUACUGCCCGCCGUCCGCACGCUCAAGCCGCCGGGCCGAGCGGACCUCCUCUACGCCGCUGAUUCGCCCGACUUCUGCGCCCCCAACCGACGCACCGGCUCCCCCGGCACGCGCGGCCGCGCCUGCAAUAGCAGCGCCCCGGACCUCAGUGGCUGCGACCUGCUGUGCUGCGGCCGCGGGCACCGCCAGGAGAGCGUGCAGCUCGAAGAGAACUGCCUGUGCCGUUUCCACUGGUGCUGCGUAGUGCAGUGCCACCGCUGCCGUGUGCGCAAGGAGCUCAGCCUCUGCCUCUGACCCGCCGCCCGGCACCUAGACUGACUUCGCGCAGCGGUGGCUCGCACCUCCGGGACCUCAGGGCACCGGCACCGGGCGCCGCUCGAGCCCAGCCUCUCCCUGCCAAAGCCCAACUCCCAUGCCUCUGGAAAUGGUGAGGCGACGGACUUGAGAGGAACACCCACCUACGAAGGCCCAGGGCGCCGGACGGCCCCGAAAAGGCGCUCCGGGAGCUUUUAAAGGACACUGUACAGGCCCUCCCUCCCCUUGGCCUCUAGGAGGAAACCAACAAGUCAGUCUAAAGGCCUCUGGAUACUGGGCUCCCCAGAACUGCUGGCCACGGGAUGGUGGGUGAGGUUAGUAUCAAUAAAGAUAUUUAAACCAC